Molecule: messenger RNA, 1428 nt
Organism: Linepithema humile (Argentine ant)
Lineage: Eukaryota; Metazoa; Arthropoda; Insecta; Hymenoptera; Formicidae
Gene: bond
Product: very long chain fatty acid elongase 7-like
Biological process (GO): very long-chain fatty acid biosynthetic process; sphingolipid biosynthetic process; fatty acid elongation, monounsaturated fatty acid
Cellular component (GO): endoplasmic reticulum membrane
Molecular function (GO): fatty acid elongase activity
Source: RefSeq, a predicted model, not a curated record
AAAGACGUAGUUGCUGAAUAGUGGUCCUCUUGGCAAACGCUUCACACGGUGAACGAUCAGUUUUUGGUAGGACGCGUCUCUUCGCAGAUCGGUGAUCAGAAGACGCUUACGGAUAGCGAAUCGUAUCUAAACUUUCUCAAUUUUGAGAGAAAUACAUCAAGUACACAAUAAUCACAAAGUUCUCUCAUCUCUAAACUUGUGAAAUUAAUCCGCAAAGUUUCGAUUGCUUGUUAAAGAAUUUUCGAUUACUACGUAACGUAAACUACCAACAUGGCUAGUCUCAUACGACAUUUAGUAAGCAAUUAUAAUGAAGUUUUGGAAAACGUUAAAGAUCCCUUGGUCGACACGUGGCCCUUAAUGGGGUCUCCAGGCCCUAUGUUGUGUAUCGUCGGCACAUAUUUAAUAUUUGUAUUAAAAGCUGGACCUAAAAUGAUGGAAAAAAGGCCAGCUUUUCAGCUAAAUACCGUUAUGAUUUUGUACAAUGCGUUUCAAGUACUCUUUAGUAUCUGGUUAACAUCUUUGGCAUUAGAAGUUGAUAUUCGACAGUUAUUUUCUUCCCACGGAUGUAAUAAUGUCAAUCAUUUACCGCCUUCGCCACAAAAAAAAAAUCUACAAUCAGCGCUGUCGCGAGGUGCGUGGUGGUAUUUCUUUGCAAAAAUCAUCGAGCUUCUAGAUACGGUAUUUUUCGUGUUGAGAAAGAAACAAAAUCAAGUGACUUUCCUUCAUGUUUAUCACCACACAGUAACGGCCGUUUUUUCAUGGUGCUACUUGAAAUUGCUGCCUGGCGAACAAGGUGUCGUAGUGGGUUUUUUGAAUUCCAUGGUUCACAUUAUUAUGUACAGUUAUUAUUUCAUCGCCGCGCUUGGCUCCAAAUAUAGAAAGUACCUCUGGUGGAAGAAAUAUAUGACCUGGAUUCAACUGUUGCAGUUUGGAAUAAUGUUAUUCUACCUAAUAUUAACGUUGGCUCUGGACUGCCGAAUGCCGAAGGCUCUAACUUAUUUCUUCGUAACAAAUGUGGUAAUAUUCAUCUACCUGUUUAGCGAUUUCUAUCGAAAGGCUUAUAAGACAAAAACGGCUUGAUAAAGACUGAUUUCGCAAAAAUUCAAUAAAUAUAAAUAAAUUCAAUUGAGUCAACUUAUGAUUAAAUUUUUAAAUAAAUGUAUUUUAAGUAAGUAAUUUUUAAUAAUUUUAAAUAAGUAAAUAAAAAUGAAAAAUAGAAAUAAUAAAGGAAACACAACAAGAAGAUAACCCAUCGCGCAGCAGUAGUCUUUUAAUUGUUAACAAUUUUUACAAUAAAAAUAAAAUAACGUAAAAAAUCUGUACAUAGAAAUAUUUAUAAGAUAAACGAUACGUUUUUAUGCUUUACAAAACACGUGUUUACUUGAAUUCUUAUUUUUCAUUAUAUUUACAUGUAUUUUAAACAUUUUU